Messenger RNA from Notechis scutatus (mainland tiger snake), 4320 nucleotides. Lineage: Eukaryota; Metazoa; Chordata; Lepidosauria; Squamata; Elapidae. The record is from RefSeq and is a predicted model, not a curated record.
CGCUUGCGCAUGCGCCCCAGGGUUUGCAGCAUUGGAAGCUGACGGGCUGUGUCGUUGGCGACCAGCGGCGAUGGAGACGGCGAAGAAGCCGUCGAAGCCGUCGGGGUCUCCUCCCAGCGCUUGAGUUGGGGCCUCACCGGGCAGCCAUGGGGCUGAGUUCCAGCUCCGAGGUUCCCGAUGGGGGCUCCGAGGGCUACCAUGUGCACGGGCCAGCGGACAUAUCCAACAAGGCUUCCUCCUCUUUAUUUUACCCCACAACAACAAACAACAACCCUGUGAGAUUCAGGAAAAUUCCCCUGCUCAGCUGGCUGGAUUAGAGCCAUUCUUUGAUUUCAUACUUACCAUAGGACAUACCAGACUGAUUAAAAGCUGCUCGACAAAGGCACACAGAGACGAGGAAGACGUCUAGCUGAAUAAAGAAGGCGACACCCUGAAAGAUCUACUAAAAGCCAACGUUGAGAAAGCUGUGAAACUGGAAGUCUACAACAUAAAAUCGAUGAAAGUGCGGGAAGUGGAGAUCAUCCCCAGCAACAUGUGGGGAGGGCAGGGACUGCUAGGGGCCAGUGUGCGAUUCUGCAGUUUCCAAGGUGCCAAUGAACACGUCUGGCAUGUGCUGGAUGUGGAGCCAGCUUCUCCGGCAGCCUUAGCUGGCCUGAAGCCCCAUUCUGAUUAUGUAAUUGGAUCGGAUCAGAUACUCCACGAGUCUGAAGAUUUCUUCUCCUUGAUUGAUUCCCAUGAGGGAAAGCCUCUGAAGCUGGUGGUCUACAACACAGAAACGGAUUCCUGCCGAGAGGUUUUUGUAACGCCCAACGGAGCCUGGGGUGGCGAAGGAAGCUUAGGAUGUGGCAUUGGAUAUGGCUACCUGCACCGAAUUCCCACACAGGCUGCUGCCCCAAAGAGAGCAGCUGAGAUCUCUUCUUUUUUGCCCUCUGGAGACUCACUGAUCGAAUCCCCAGCUAAUGGCUACGUGGAGGCUUCCUUGAUGGCACCUCACCCCAAAACCGAAGAAACCGAGAGUUUGGGCCACAUCUCCAAUCAAAGCGUGACUGCCUAUUCAUUAGAAAAUUCCCCGCACCUUCCUCCCGCUCCUCCUCCUCCUCCUGUCCAGAGAGUCAUGGAUCCAGAUUUUAUAGAUAUGUCUGGAGCUUCUUUUCCUGAAUUAAUUGACUUAGUAAAAACAGCCCACGUGCCUUCCUCUCCUUCUGUCACCUUAUCAGAUGUUCUGGAAGCUUCUGGAAGCUUAUCCACACAUAGUGAAACUCCUUCAUAUUUUGACCAGGCCUCUCUUCCGUUCUCAGAAGAAUCGGUAUCUCUUCAAGCGGACGAGAGCUCUCCUCCCGAAUUCCUCGAGGGAAGGCCUUCCGUGUCUCCUCCACCAGCCCUUCCUAGGGACAGGUCACCCGGACUGGAUGCCAAUGCUCAGGAAACUGCCCGACCCCUAAGUGGGGCUGAGACCCCCAUACCACCCAAAACAGACGGCAGCGACAAAAGCACCCAGGAAUUGAUUGAUGAAACCCAAGAGGCCUAGCUUUUCAGAGGACACGUUUCACCUUUGGGGCUUUGAAGCCAUUGGCACCAGAAAGUGCUGGUUUUGUGUGCUGCAGAAACCUUUGAUUGGUUUCUGGAUCGCGGUAGAAUUCAUCUUCCUUCAGUCACACUAUUGACUUUGGAGCCUGUAUACCCACGUUAGUUCUGCUUAGUGGUAAUACUAAUGGUCGGAGUUUAGAAACAUAAUUCUUUUUUCUUUUUUCUUUUUUAAAGAGCUUGUCUCUAGCUGCUCAGACAUUUUAAAAAAGGAAGGGCUCUUUGAGCAAUACCAGCUGCACCAGAUAGGUAGGAAUUGGUGUUGGCUUUUCAGAUUUGUUUUUUGAGUUUUUAAAUCUUAAAAGAGGUGCCUUAAGCUUCUUUGGCUUAAUGCACCUAUUUUGCUCUAUAUUUCCUUCCCAAAUUCCCUUCCCCUCCCCUCCAUUGCUAUAAAGAGCUGGAAGGGAACAGGAAGACGUCCUGGAAGCAUUUGUUCCCGAGCGCAGCUGAUAAGAAAUGCAGGAAAACUGAUACUUCAACUCCCAGAAUUCCUGAGCCAGCUGGCUCAGCAAUUUUGGGAGUUGAAGCCCACAUGUCGUAAAGUUGCCAUAGUUGCUCAUCCCUGCCUUACGGUAAGACUUUUAGCCAAGUGCAGCUGAUAAGAAAUGCAGAAAAACUCCUUAUAGUAAGCAUGGACUUCAACUCCCAGAAUUCUGGGAAUUGAAGGCCACCUGUUGUAUGGUUUCCUUAGUUGCUCAUCCCUGCCUUAAGGUAAGGCUUUUAAGGUGAUUUUAUUUGAAAAGUUUUAACUUAGAAUUUUAAUAGGAAGAAUACCUUGAUCUUUUACUCUAAAAUCCCACCUAACCCAUAACAAAAACCAACCCGUUUUAGUCUUGUUUGAGCCAUUUGACCUCUGAUGUGCACUCAAAGCUUUCUGAAACAUGUGAGAAUUAAGAUCCCAAUGCAAGAUCCCAAAGAAGUAUGCUGCUUUCCCUGACCCCAGCAGAUUUCAUGAAUGGGAUAGUUUGGGUUUCAGUAAGAGAGGUGUCCACGUAUAAAAAAAUGCAAUCUCAUUAUGUAAGUACAUUGGACUGGGAAUUUCCCCUAACCUCUGUUUUAUGUUUCACCCUAGAGAGCUAUAAUCAUUAUUCGCUGCUGCAGAAAGUUUAUAUACAACCCCACGAAAACUCUCUCGGAAUAGUAGUUGAAGAAUCAAAGGACAUUAGCAAUGUAGGGUUCUUAAUUUCUGUUCUAAAUUAAGAGCUGUUGCUUCAUGCUGUGACAGAGGCUUGGUCGAUUACUGUUACAAGCCACUGUUAUGUCUGGCGAGAGGUUAGUACAAUGGCACUAAAUAAUAUUUAAUUUGAGGUGCAUGCUACCAAGCAAAUAACUGGUCAUCUUGUUAAUGCAGUGGUGCCUCUUAAAAGUGGAAGCAUUCUUUUCUGCUUAUAUGAAAAAAAAAAGAGCAAGAUUGCUUCUAAUGUGAAUAAUGGAGCAAAUUGGAGCAAACACUAAAUCAGGUGCUUCUCAACCUCAGACACUUUUAAGAAGUAUGGACUUCUAACUCCCAGAAUUCCCUAGCCAGCAGAGACCGGCUGGAGAAUUCUGGGAGUUGAUGUCCCCAUACCUUAAAAGUGGUCGAGAUUGAGAGGAUUGGGCUUUCAAGGGUCAUUUUUGGUCAGUUGUGUCUAAACUUUAUUUUUAAAGAUUGCGAAAGUUGCCCAUCUUUGUUUUUAAGAGAGAUUUAUUCUAAUUUGAAGCCAUUUUAUUGUUGUUUUUAGAAUUUCUUUAACUUGGUACGUUGUCAGCUACUAAAAGUCUCGCAAUGAUUUACAGUGGAAUGCGUAUUGUCUCAAAUAUCUCGUGGAACCAGUCCUAAGUUAAGACGUUUUGACAGUAGCAGGCCCACAUAAAGGCAAGCUGAACACAAUAAAAGUACAAUUUGCUUAAACUUGAGUUGCCCAAGAGGGACUCUUGACAUACUAAAAUUCCUACCUCAAGGUCCCAUCAACUGAUUAAUAGCACAGACCGCUUGAAAAGAAGGUAUCUUAGACCAGCAUUAUCUCAAAGUCAGCAGCUUUAGGGUAUGCAGACUCCCAGCACCUUGCCUGGGGAUUUUGGGGAGUUAAAAAAAUGUCGCCUUAAUCUAUGCAGAGAUUCCGGGAGCUGGUUCUUCAACUGUCCUGGCCUCCUGGCGUUUAUGGCUUUUUAAACUGGCAGCCAUGUUCCGUGUCAAUAGGGCAAACACUGUUCAUGCUGUGAAGCCCAUGCCAGCAAACCUUCUAGACAAGCCUCUUAGCUUCUUUUGUCUCAUAAGGCUGUUUAAGAAGCACCCUGCUCUCGAGAGUGCUCCAAACAUUUUCACAGGGUUCUGCCAGGCACAGGAAGAUGAGAUGUCAAGAAUCGGCAGCCAUUGACCUAUGCUCAUAUUGUACUUUGCACUACAUUUUAAUUGAAGAAAGCAGCACAGCCCUGUUUUGUAACAUGCCCUGAGGAGAGUUUCGUGAAAAUGUGGAAUGUUCUUUAGAAAGCAUCCGGUUAUAAACAUUUCCUAUACCCAGUUAUAUAGCAAGUUCAAAACAUUUUCAUACGGCAGUGAAACCAACACUUGUAAAAGGAAACACCCCAAACAGCUUAAAAUUUUAGCUAAAGAUUUUUUAUUAUUACUUUUAUACAAUUGUGAAGUACAUAUUUCUUUUGGCAUUAGCAGGCCAUCUGCUAAUCUUUCUGAAAUGGUUCCUUCUGGGUGUAGAAAUUGAAAUCUUGGCUGAUUUUUAAAUUAAAAUAGGAAAACAG